Molecule: messenger RNA, 2916 nt
Organism: Fraxinus pennsylvanica
Lineage: Eukaryota; Viridiplantae; Streptophyta; Magnoliopsida; Lamiales; Oleaceae
Source: the annotation of a GenBank genome assembly
AUGACAGGCAAGAAUGUGAGCAAAGCUCCUAAGAUUCAGAGGCUGGUAACUCCCUUGACUUUGCAGAGAAAGAGAGCCAAAAUUUUCGAUAAGAAGAAGAGGAUUGCGAAGGCCAAGGCAGAAGCUGCUGAGUACCAAAAGCUUCUCACUUCUAGAUUGAAAAAGCAGAGGGAGAGGCAGAGUGAGAGCUUGGCCAAGAAGAGAUCUAGACUAUCUGCAGCCUUUAAGCCAUCUAUUGCACCUGUGGUGUCGCAGUGGCGUCGUAGUGAUGAUGCUAGUGUGAAUUUGCACAUCGAGCUGGCCGAACUGGUAGUCUUGGCAGCAGGGGUAUUGUGGUCACCAUAUGCGAGGUGCCAGAAGUCUUUGUCGUUAAGAAGCGCAGCUUGGGUUCUACCAAAUAUGUCACGAAUAUGCGUGAAGAACUUGCCAAGAUAUGUGCCAGAUGACCGCCUCAGAGAAUUCUUCUCACAGAAAGGCGAAGUUACUGACGCCAAGCUCAUGCGCACCAAGGAUGGGAAGAGCAGACAGUUUGGAUUUGUGGGAUACAGGACUGAGCAAGAAGCAAAGGAAGCCAUUAACUACUUUCACGGGUCUUUCAUGGAUACUUGCAAAAUUCAUUGCGAGAUUGCUCGGAAGGUUGGAGAUCCGGAAAUACCACGUCCAUGGAGUCGGUACUCAUCAAAGAAACAGGAGAGUUCAUCUGGAGCGGAAAAUAAAUUAAAUGUUCCUAAAGGUUCUAAAGUUGUAGCAGCAAAAGGGGAGAUUAAGAAGAGUAAGAAGGAUGUUGGGAAUGAUGACCCUCAAUUUCAAGAGUUUCUACAGGUCAUGCAGCCGCGUAGCAAGUCAAAGUUGUGGGCAAAUGAUGCCCCUACAGUUCCCUCUCUUGAGAAAGGUAAAGAUACUAGUAACAGGAAACUCCAAGUAAAAGGUAGUCAUUGGAAAUUAGAUGAACUGAGCGCUCAGUUUGAAGGAACUGUGGGAAAUGAAAAUAUAUUGUCGGAGAAUCAAGUGGCUGUUAAAGCAGACAGUUUAGUUCACAAUGAAGUUGCAUCUGAUAUGGAUUACUUCAAGAGCAGAGUUAAAAAAGAGUGGUCAGAUUCAGAAAGUAAUGACGAUGCUGAUGACUCUGAUGUGGAUGAUGAUUGUGACAGCAGUGGUAAGACUCUGAACAAAAACAACCAUGGUCCUGUUGGGGAUACACUCGAACCGGAAAUUUCUGAAGGGGAGACUGAAGAUGUCUCCUCUGAAAUAUCUAGUGAGAAAAUAUACCACUCCGACGAGAAAGAAGGAAUCCUUGAGACCGGCCGCCUAUACAUCCGUAAUCUGCCCUACACUGCCACCGAAGAGGAGUUGGAAGAACACUUUAGAAAAUUUGGUGACAUCUCAGAGGUCCAUAUUGUUGUUGAUAAAGAUACAAAACGGUCCAAGGGCAUAGCAUUUGUUCUUUAUGCUCUUCCAGAAUCUGCUUCUAGAGCUUUGGAAGAGUUGGACGGCUUAGAUUUUCAAGGGAGAUUAUUGCAUAUCAUGCGAGCAAAAGAGAAGAAUCCUUCUGAUAAGCAAGAGACCAAUAAUUUUACCCAACAAUCGUCGAAGACGCUUAAACAGACGAGAAAUGAGGAAAGGAAGGCUUCUGAAGCCAGUGGAAAUACACGAGGAUGGAAUAGUUUAUUCAUGAGACCUGACACAGUCGUUGAAAACGUUGCACGAAAAUUUGGUGUUAGUAAAAGUGAAUUACUAGAUAGAGAAGCUGAUGAUCUAGCUGUGCGCAUUGCAUUGGGAGAAACUCAAGUGAUUUCCGAGACAAAAAAAGCUCUUUCAAAGGCUGGAAUUAAUGUUUCCUCAUUAGAGGAGUUCACCUCUGGGAAAACUGAUGGUUUGAAGAGAAGCAACCAUGUUAUCUUGGUGAAGAACUUGCCCUAUGGUUCAUCUGAAAGUGAACUGGCCGAUAUGUUUGGGAAAUGUGGCAGGUUGGACAAAAUCAUUCUACCGCCCACAAAAACGCUGGCUUUGGUUAUAUUUGUUGAAGCAGCUGAAGCACGUGCAUGUUUUAAAAGUUUAGCGUACAAGCGUUACAAGGAUGCUCCACUGUAUCUGGAAUGGGCGCCUGGUAAUAUUCUAAGUCCAACUCCUACCUCAAUGGGUGAUUCAAAUGAUAAUGUUAUUGUGGAUGAACAUGACUCGAAGAGAGUUUUGCUUGAGCAACAGCUGGAAGAUAUAACAGAUAUGGAUGUUGAUCCUGAUAGAAUUGAGUCUCGCUCAGUGUAUGUAAAGAACCUGAAUUUCAAAACAUCAGAUGAGAACUUGACGAGGCAUUUCUCAGAGCACUUAAAGGAAGGAAGAAUACUUAGUGUCAGGGUGAAGAAGCAUCUAAAAAAUGGAAAGAACGUUUCAAUGGGUUUUGGUUUCAUAGAGUUCGAUUCUGUUGACACAGCAGUGAAUGUUUGCAGGGAUUUGCAGGGAACUGUUUUGGAUGGGCAUGCCCUCGUAUUGCAACUUUGUCAUGCUAAAAAGGAUGAAAACCACCAUAAAAAAGUUGAUAGCGGCAAGAGUUCAACAAAAUUGAUAGUAAGGAAUGUAGCUUUUGAGGCAACAGAGAAAGACCUUAGACAACUGUUUAGUCCAUUUGGCCAGGUAAAGAGUUUAAGGCUGCCAAUGAAGUUUGGCAACCACAGAGGUUUUGCUUUUGUAGAGUAUGUUACAAAGCAAGAAGCUCAUAAUGCCCUUCAAGCUCUUUCAAACACCCAUUUGUACGGUCGUCACCUGGUUCUUGAGAGAGCCAAAGAAGGUGAGAGCUUAGAGGAAUUGCGCGCUCGAACAGCUGCCAAGUUCACAGACACCACUAAGUUAUCGAAAAAGAGGAAGCACAUGGCUGUAUUGGAUGAAGGAAAUGUUAAAUUUCAACGAAUUGCAGAUUAG